Messenger RNA from Bipolaris oryzae ATCC 44560, 1110 nucleotides. RefSeq lists its product as uncharacterized. Gene Ontology annotation, molecular function: L-allo-threonine aldolase activity. The record is from RefSeq and is a predicted model, not a curated record. Gene Ontology annotation, cellular component: cytosol. The transcript has a single exon. Lineage: Eukaryota; Fungi; Ascomycota; Dothideomycetes; Pleosporales; Pleosporaceae. Gene Ontology annotation, biological process: glycine biosynthetic process; L-threonine catabolic process. The coding region runs from base 1 to 1110 and encodes 369 amino acids.
AUGGCUAUUAGUGCUGGAGAGCUACAACCCCCCUUUGCCGAUCUUGCAUGGGCAUGCAACAAAGAGGCAUCCAACGAUUUCCGCUCCGAUUUCUUCACCAAGCCCACACUCCCCAUGCUUGAAGCCAUCAUCAAUACCUCCCUCGGCGAUGGCGACAUGGACGAAGACAAAACCACAAACUCCUUCCAAGACUACGUCGCCAGCCUCGUAGGCCAUGAGUCCGCCCUCCUAGUCGUCUCCGGCACAAUGGGCAACCAAGUCGCGCUUCGCUCCGCCCUCGGCGCCCCGCCACACUCCAUCCUCGCCGACCACCGCGGCCACAUCAUCAUCCUCGAAGGCGGUGGCGCAUCCAGCCUCUUCGGCGCAAUGAUCAAGCAAGUGGUCCCGUCAAACGGCCACCACCUCACCCUCGCUGAUGUCAAAAAACAUGCCACCACCACGACAACCGUGUAUGACUGCCCCACCCGCAUCAUCAGUUUGGAAAAUACCCUUUGGGGCACCGUCAUGCCGUUGGAGGAAAUCCGUGCUAUUUCCCAGUGGGCGCGCGCGCAGAACCCGCCAAUUCAUAUGCAUCUUGAUGGAGCAAGACUAUGGGAAGCAGUGGCGGCUGGAGCCUGCACUUUGCGCGAUAUGGGCGAAUGCUUUGACAGCAUCCAGAUGUGUUUUACCAAGGGUCUUGGGGCUCCCAUUGGAAGUAUUGUGACGGGUACUUUGGCGUUCAUCCAGCGAGCGAAGUGGAGUCGCAAGUUGCUGGGUGGGAGUACGCGGUCGUCUGGUGUGAUUGCUGCGCCGGCGCGUGUAGCUAUCGAUCAAGUUUUUCUUGCAGGCAAGCUGAAAGCUGCGCAGGAUAAAGCGGCGAGGGCGUCGCGGCUGUGGGAGCAGCUUGGUGGGAAGCUGGCGGUGCCGACGGAGACGAACAUUAUUUGGGUUGAUCUCGAAGCGUCGGGGUUGGUGCCUGAGGUUUUUUAUGCGACGGCGGGGAAGUUUGAUGUUAAGAUUGGGGCGCCAAUUUUUGGGCGGAUUGUCUUUCAUUAUCAGAUUAGUGAAGUGGCGUUUGGGAGACUUUGUGAAUUUUUCAGGGCGGUGUUCAGGGAUACAGGGAAACUCUAA